Molecule: messenger RNA, 3185 nt
Organism: Phyllotreta striolata
Lineage: Eukaryota; Metazoa; Arthropoda; Insecta; Coleoptera; Chrysomelidae
Source: the annotation of a GenBank genome assembly
AUUUUUUAUCACGUUACAAUAAAAUUUUUUGCAUGAAGCAGAUAUUUCUCGCACUAAUGAAUAUCGAAUGUGAAAUUCUAUCAUCAUAGGCCGAGUGAAAGCAGUAAAUUGUCCUACUUUGGUUUACUGUAUUUUUAUUAUUAAACAGUUUAAUAUUCAAUUGUAAAUACAGUGAUAUGAUGGAAGUGAAAAUUAUUAAGUGUUUAGUACCUAAAUUAGCCAUAUUAUUAAAUUCUAACAAAUUAAUAUAAUUACAGAGUACCUAGUAAAGAUUGUAAUUUAAUUGUACUCGUAAUUUAGCGACCUCCAAACAGAUAUAUUUCAUUGGGGAAUAAUUAACCUAUGUAUGUACAUACCUCCCAACGUAGUUUUUGUCAUUAUCAGUAUUUUUCAUUUUAAAUAAUAAAGCAAUAAUUUACGUAUGUUGAUAACAACAUAUUUUGAAGUUACUCCACUUUGUAGUUAUCUUAAAAUUAAAUAGUUUGUUAGUGCUUAGAAACAAUUCAUGCGAAUGAAAGAGUCGAUAUGGAUGAGUUUAUAAAAUACGAACCAGUUUACACUAAACAACUAGAAAUUAAUAUCGAUGAGGAGUUUAAGAGAGCCAAAGGUGUAUGCUAUUUGGAUCAUGCAGGUGCAACUUUAUAUUCGGAGAAGCAAAUGGAAAUGAUUUUUUCGGAUUUGCGCGACAAUAUUUACGCCAAUCCGCAUUCGUUACACGCUUCUAGCAAAUUGACAGAGGAUCACGUGGAUUUAAUCCGAUAUAGAAUUUUGCAGCACUUCCAAACAACCAGCGAUGAAUAUUCGAUUAUAUUUACAUCAGGAGCGACAGAAUCGUUAAGAGUAGUUGCGGAAACUUUCGAUUAUGGAAAUAUUCAACGCGGAAAUUUUGUUUACUUGCAAAACAACCACACCUCAGUUUUAGGCAUGAGGGGAUAUAGCAAAAAUUGCAAAGAACUAAAAACCGACGAAGCUUUCCAAUACUUAUCGAAGAAUUACGAACCAACAGAAAAUUACAACGAGAACUUCAAUAAUUUAUUCGCCUACCCUGCCCAAUGUAACUUUUCCGGUACGAAAUAUCCGCUCGAAUGGAUAGAAAAAAUACAGAAAGGCGCUCUCAACGCUUUUAUAAACACCGCCAGUCCGAAUUGGUAUGUUUUACUAGAUGCAGCUUGUUUUCUCUCCCACGAAAUUUUAAAUUUGUCGAUAUACAAGCCGGACUUCGUAGCGGUUUCUUUCUACAAAAUAUUCGGCUAUCCGACGGGACUCGGUGCCCUGUUGGUCCGAAAAUCCAGCGAGGGGGUUUUGAAGAAGAGAUAUUUCGGCGGAGGAACCGUACUAAUGGCGACCAGCGCGCAAAACGUUACAAUGCCCAGGAAGAUAUUGAGUGAAAGAUUCGAAGACGGCACCAUACCGUUCCUCGGCGUUCUAUCGCUCAAGCACGGUUUCGAUACAUUGACGAGGCUCAAAUUAACCUUUACGGAUAUAUCAAAACAUACAUUCAAUUUGGCCCGAUAUGUUUAUAGGAGUCUUUUGAGCUUACAUCACUCUAAUGGUCGACCGGUGGCUGUUUUAUUUCACGACACCACAUUCGAAAAUCCCGAACAUCAAGGCCACAUCGUCAAUUUUAAUUUAUUAAGGGAAAACGGCGAGCACGUGGGAUAUUCUGAGGUAUUACAAUUAGCUAAUUUGCACGGUAUACAAUUAAGAACAGGCUGUCAUUGCAACCCAGGAGGCUGCCAGAGGUUUCUGAAGUUACUAGCCAGUGAUGUUAUAAAGCAUUUUAACUCGGGACACGUUUGUGGCGAUCAAAGAGAUCUUAUAGACGGACAACCCACGGGAACAGUGAGAAUUUCAUUCGGUUACAUGUCGACCAAAGAAGAUGCCGAUAAAUUUUUGAAUUUAAUCGAGAACUGCUUUGUUUCUAAACCGAUUGUGAGAAAAAUUCCCGACAAUUACGGUACCAUCCAGCAAAAUUACAGAGAACUGUUUCAUGGCAUCAACGAUAAAACCAACAAUAACGAACCAAACAGUAUUAUUAAAACGAUACCGGCAAUUAAGAAUCCCUCCAUUAGGGAAGAAAACAUUUACCAGCCGGGCAACGCAGUUGCUACAUUACAACAAAUCAUCCUUUAUCCGAUAAAAUCGUGCGGAGCAUUUUCAGUUUCGCACAGUUGGAAGGUUACAAAGAAAGGCUUGAAAUUCGACAGGGAAUGGAUGGUGGUGAACGCGGCGGGCGUAUGUCUAACGCAAAAACAAAACAAGAAAAUGUGUUUGAUAAAACCGGUGAUAAAUUCGAAGACAAACACUUUGACGUUGCGUUUUAGAGGUAAAAGGGACGUUGAAAUAAACAUCGAUGAUGCGGUAACCGGCAAAGAAACGUACCUUUGUCAAAGUAAAGUUUGCGGCGAUAGAGUUGUUGGAUGGGAUUGCGGAGAUGCCGUUUCGGAUUGGCUGUCUGAAAAUCUAGAGGCUCCCGGGUUGCGGUUGUUAAGACAAUUCGAACCGGAUGAAGAAGAUUUGCAGCUGUCGUUUGCUAAUCAAGCCCAAUAUCUACUGAUAAAUUCGACCAGCGUGGAAUGGUUGAGGAAUCAAGUACCAGAAGGAGAAUUAGAUGAAGAUUUAGAAUCGACAAUAAGCAGGUUUAGGCCCAAUUUAGUGGCUCGUUUUUCCCAGCCAUUCGAGGAGAAUGGGAUCAAGGAAAUUUUAAUAGGAGACUUAUCCUUCAAGUUCUUUGGAAAUUGUACUCGUUGUCAAAUGAUUUGCAUCGAUCAGAAAACUGGAGGCAUUUCGAAAGAGCCGUUGAUGAGUUUGUCAAAAGCUUUUAAAGGAAAAAUAAAUUUUGGAAUUUACCUUAAUCGCGAAAGCUCUGUUGAAGAAGGCACUAUUGUUGUAGGUGCUUCAAUAACAGAAAAGGAUGGGACCAGUUUGUAAAUUAAUAAUAUAUAAAAUUGUAUAAUCGUAAAUUAUUCGUGCUUAAUAGAUAAGUAUUCAGGAAGAUCUUUAAAUGAAAAACCCAAUCAAAAAUAAGAUAGCGUACUUACUUUAAUACGGCGAACAUCAUGCACAGUUUAAUUGGUCAGUUUUUUGUUUAUUGUUCACCAAACUUAUUAACUACUUCAAAAGUUCUCACAAAAAUCACUCGCGCGACGACACUUCACUCAUAACCGUAAACCGUGAAACUAAAA